Bombina bombina (fire-bellied toad) is the source of this 849-nucleotide messenger RNA. RefSeq names its product alpha-2,8-sialyltransferase 8E-like. The record is from RefSeq and is a predicted model, not a curated record. Gene Ontology annotation, biological process: oligosaccharide metabolic process; N-glycan processing. The transcript is spliced from 5 exons. Bases 1 to 849 code for a protein of 282 amino acids. Gene Ontology annotation, molecular function: alpha-N-acetylneuraminate alpha-2,8-sialyltransferase activity. Lineage: Eukaryota; Metazoa; Chordata; Amphibia; Anura; Bombinatoridae.
AUGGGCAAUGGAUAUACACAGCCACAAUCAGAGCUUCAGGCUUGUUGUAAUAGCAGUUAUGAACUUCUGGUAACAAAGAAAAAUGCACAACUCGGUGACUUUAUACCUUAUGAGAUGCAUGAGGAUAAACAAACACAAGUGGAUGAAAAAAUCUAUGAUAUGCUGCCAGAGAUACUUUCCUUGCAGGCAAUGCCAUUUUCAGACAAACCCUAUAAGAAGUGUGCUGUGGUUGGUAAUGGAGGAAUCCUAUUAAACAGUUGCUGUGGCUCUGAAAUUGAUCAAUCAGAUUAUGUUUUCAGAUUCAAUUUGCCACCGAUGACUCAUUCAUAUGACAUUGGGAACAAGACAGAUCUUGUCACUGCAAACCCAAGCAUUCUUAUUAAAAACUUUUCAAAAUUGAACGAGUUUCGGAGACCCUUCUCAGAUAUGGUGAAAGUCUACGGUUCAGCUCUAUUCAUUAUGCCAGCAUUCUACUCAAUGGGUAACAAAGAGUUGUCAUUUAAGGUUUAUUAUACGUUAAAAGACUUUGACUCUGAGCUGCGCUUGGUUUAUUUCCACCCCAAUUACCUGAAGAAUCUGGGCCUCUACUGGAAACACAAAGGAAUCACUUCUAGACGUCUAUCCUCUGGUUUUAUGCUGGUCAGUUCUGCUCUGGAGCUUUGUGAUGAGUUGACUCUUUAUGGAUUCUGGCCUUUCUCUGAAGAUCACAAAGGAAACCCAGUUCCCCAUCACUACUACGAUAACAUAAUGCCUAAACCUGGAUUUCAUUCUAUGCCUGAUGAAUUCUUUUUUUAUGCUCAACUGCACAGCCUGGGGGCUCUCAAGCUUAAAGUAGGAAGAUGCUACUGA